This is a messenger RNA of Microdochium trichocladiopsis, 909 nucleotides long. Its product is annotated as ribosomal protein S5 domain 2-type protein. Gene Ontology annotation, cellular component: cytoplasmic exosome (RNase complex); nuclear exosome (RNase complex). The transcript has 2 exons. Gene Ontology annotation, biological process: U1 snRNA 3'-end processing; TRAMP-dependent tRNA surveillance pathway; exonucleolytic trimming to generate mature 3'-end of 5.8S rRNA from tricistronic rRNA transcript (SSU-rRNA, 5.8S rRNA, LSU-rRNA). NCBI's taxonomy places the organism in Eukaryota, Fungi, Ascomycota, Sordariomycetes, Xylariales, Microdochiaceae. The record is from RefSeq and is a predicted model, not a curated record. Bases 1 to 909 code for a protein of 302 amino acids.
AUGCCUCGCGAGGCCGAGCCGUCUCUCAACGAGAGGGCCUUUGUAGUGCAGGCACUCCACGAGGGCCACCGCCUGGACGGCCGCGCGCUCGACCAGUUCCGCAAGCUCGAACUCACUUUUGGCGAUCAAUAUGGCGUCGCAGAUGUGACACUCGGCAAGACGAGAGUCCUCGCAAAAGUCUCCGCCGAAGUAACAGUCCCCUACACCGACCGGCCCUUUGACGGCAUCUUCACAAUCAGCACCGAGCUGAGCCCCAUGGCGUCGCCAGCCUUCGAGGUCAACCGCCCCACAGAGACCGAGGUGCUGCUCUCGCGCCUGCUCGAGAAGACGAUCCGGCGGUCCAACGCGCUCGACACGGAGUCGCUGUGCCUCGUCGCGGGCCAGAAGUGCUGGUCCGUCCGCGCGGACCUGCACGUGCUCAGCCACGACGGUAACCUCAUCGACGCGGCGUGCCUCGCCGUGGUCGCGGCCCUCCGCCAUUUCCGGAAACCAGACACCAGCAUGGAGGGGGAGACGCUGACGAUAUACACGCCCGCCGAGAGGGAGCCGGUGCCGCUGAGCUGGCUGCACUCUCCGUUCUGCGUGACGUUCAGCUUCUAUGGCGAGGAGGACGGCACCGAGAGGGAGAUUGUGCUGCUGGACGCGACGCUGCUCGAGGAGCAGCUCCAGACGAGCAGCUGCACGAUCAGUCUGAACCGGCACGGCGAGAUCUGCCAGAUCGCCAAGCUGGGCGGGGCGGCGGUCGAGCCCACGGUCCUUCUCCAGUGCGCGAGCGUGUCGUUACAAAAGAGCAAAGAGCUGUCUUCUUAUCUGGACCAGAAGCUCGCAGAGGACAGCAAGCGGAGGGAUAAAGGCGGGCUCCUGGCGGAGCUUUCCGCGGAGAAUGAGAACACGAUACCCAUGGUUUGA